AUGAGGACAAGUUGCUGUAAGAACUACAAAAUGUUUAAUCUGGUAUAUUUCAAUUUACGUGGGCGGGGCGAAUUGAUUCGGCUAACGCUUCACGCCUGUGACAUACCGUUCAUUGAUGAACGCGUAGAAUUUCCGGAUUGGCCGAAAUUGAAAACCACUAUACCCGGAGGAAAAUUACCUUCGCUCCAAGUUACCAAUGCAAAUGAUGGAAAAGUUACUCACUAUGACGAAAGCAUGGCUAUUGCCCGAUGGAUUGCGCACAAGUAUCAUAUACUGGGCGAAACGGACGAGGAAUUUUAUAAGAUUGAACGUAUGAUUGGUAAAGUAAGUUAUUCGUAUGAAAACCUGUUAGUAUUGUCAACCGAAUAUCAAAAGCCAAGAAUUUUGAUUAUACCCAAAACAGGUUAUAACUUGAUAAAAAAAGUUUGUUUUUUCUUGAAGUUACCUGUUAACUUAAGUCAGGAAAACCUUACAUACUAUGACAUUGUGAUGUUCUUUUCACACGCAAAAGAGAAUCCACUAGUUUCAGAAAGCUUUCUUUGGAUGAUCGGAGCAAUAAACGAGUUUUUCAAGGUGUUCAUGGGACCACCGGACAAGAAAGAAGAUAUUCAACAAGAAAUUAUGAAAGACACUGUUCCGACACUAUUGAGUGUAAGUUGA
Messenger RNA from Echinostoma caproni, 660 nucleotides. The record is from the annotation of a GenBank genome assembly. NCBI's taxonomy places the organism in Eukaryota, Metazoa, Platyhelminthes, Trematoda, Plagiorchiida, Echinostomatidae.